Alternaria atra is the source of this 1512-nucleotide messenger RNA. RefSeq lists its product as uncharacterized. The record is from RefSeq and is a predicted model, not a curated record. Gene Ontology annotation, molecular function: aldehyde dehydrogenase (NAD+) activity. The transcript has a single exon. The coding region runs from base 1 to 1512 and encodes 503 amino acids. NCBI's taxonomy places the organism in Eukaryota, Fungi, Ascomycota, Dothideomycetes, Pleosporales, Pleosporaceae.
AUGUCUCUCCCAUAUGCGCCCCGAUCAGCCUACUACGACGGCAAGCUUCAAUCAGGGUCGUCUACCUCAUCUUUCCAGACAAUUGAUCCUGCGACCGCCCAGCCCGUCGCAAACAUCCACACAACCUCAAAUGCCGGCAUCGAUGCUGCCAUAGCCUCGGCGCACAAGGCAUUCCCGUCAUGGUCAGCAACACCACCCAUUGAGCGCGCGCGCAUCCUCCAGCGAGCGGCUUCCCUACUUCGCGCGCGCAAUGACGAACUCGCGCGAAUCGAGACCAGCGAUACCGGCAAGCCCUUCUCCGAGACCUCGACCGUAGACGUAGUGACCGGCGCAGAUGUCCUUGAAUACUUUGCGAAUCUCGUAGGAGGAGGUGGAAUGAAUGGCGAGACGGCACAACUGCGACCGGACGCGUGGGUAUAUACCACAAAGAACUCGCUGGGUGUAUGUGCAGGAAUCGGCGCAUGGAACUACCCGAUUCAAAUUGCGUUGUGGAAGUCAGCACCCUGUCUGGCAGCAGGCAACUGCAUGGUCUACAAGCCGUCAGAGUUCACACCAUUGCACUCGACCGUUCUAGCGGACAUCUAUGCGGAAGCUGGUGUGCCGCCCGGUGUCUUCAACGUCGUCCAGGGCGGUGGCGAAGUGGGCGCAUACCUCACCAAGCACUCUGGCAUCGCCAAAGUCAGCUUCACCGGGCAGGUCUCGACCGGCAAGAAGGUUGCAGGCAGCGCAUCAGGCGAGAUGAAGUACGUGACAAUGGAACUAGGCGGCAAGUCUGCCUGCGUGAUCCUACCGGACGCCGACGUGGACCAAGCAGUCGACGGCGCAAUGUUGGCCAACUUCUUCUCAACAGGACAAGUCUGUACCAACGGUACACGAGUCUUCAUCCCCGAAGGCAUGAAACAGACGUUCGAGAAGUGUCUACUGGAGAAGAUGCAAUAUAUCCGCCCCGGCGACCUCCACGACCCAGCAACCAACUUCGGCCCGCUAGUAUCGAAGCCGCACUACGAAAAGGUCAUUCAGUACAUCAAGUACGGUCGCGACAACGAUAAAGCGAAGCUUCUCUGCGGUGGUCCGGAAACACCUUCUUGGGUCUCAUUGCACAGCGACAAGUCCUACCAGAACGGAUACUGGGUGCAACCCACUGUCUUUACUAACUGCACCGACGACAUGAAGAUUGUCCGCGAAGAGAUCUUCGGCCCUGUGAUGUCCAUCCUUACAUACAAGACCGUCGAGGAGGUGAUCCAACGGGCAAACAACACCGAUGUUGGACUAGCGGCGGGUGUCUUCACCAAGGACCUCAACCGGGCGCACAAGGUCAUUGCUCAACUCGAAGCUGGUAUCACUUGGGUGAACACUUGGGGCGAGAGUCCCGCUGAGAUGAGCGUAGGUGGAUGGAAGCAGAGUGGUGUGGGGGUUGAGAAUGGUAAGAAGGGGCUUGAGGCUUGGGUACGGAAUAAGAGUACGCUCGUUGAGAUGGGAGGUGCAGUGCCGACUGUAUUCGCGAAGCUGUAA